Molecule: messenger RNA, 2037 nt
Organism: Jaminaea rosea
Lineage: Eukaryota; Fungi; Basidiomycota; Exobasidiomycetes; Microstromatales
Exons: 2
Coding region: 183-1859 (558 amino acids)
Source: RefSeq, a predicted model, not a curated record
AGACGAGGACCAAGCAACCUCAAAUCGGUCGUCCUUAUCUACCAAUAGGGACCCUCAAGAUCGCGAUCGCCUUCCCCUCCUCAUACCCAUCUCCUCCUCUCCACCCGACCUGCACGACUACCAUCAAUACCAGCAAAGCACCAGACGAGAAAGAACAGCACACCGAAAAGACAGUAACUAGGAUGGUCCCACGAUUUCAGCCACGCAUCUCGACACCGAUCGACAUUGCGGUUUCCUCGCUCAGGAGUGAUAGCAUGCCGUUGACGCUAGCCGGCCAAGGCGCUGAGGCAACCAAUAUCGGGCGCCCUUUCGUCAUCUGCGUCGACGCUGGUGCUACUAAGACCCACGCAGUCCUCCUCUUCACGGACACCCUCACGGUUGAAGGAUCCGACUCGUUUGAAGUUAUGGUGGGCUGCGGUAGCUGCAGUGCACUCGGACCUGUCAAGGCAUCGGACGUACUCCGUGCCGCCGUUGUCUCUGUCCUUACGAGGGCUGGUCUUUCCAAGUACAUCUCAGCAACGCCCGACGAUGAUCCUGGCUCAGCGACGCCUCCUCCGAGCCCAAUUUCGGCUGAUGCCAAGCUCUUCGAUGCCAAUGACUUCGAUCAUGACGAGCACAAGUGGCGACAGACUGUAGAGUCCAGAGUCAGGAGAAGCAUGAGCUAUGCCAAGCCUUUGCGCAAUUGCGGGGCUCUUUGGGUUGGACUCGCGGGCAUCAAUUCGCCAGCCGUUGAAGAGGAGAUCAAGGCGCACGUCAUCGACUGGGUAGAGCCUCUUGGCCUGGGGAUCUCAGGCGACCUUUACCUAGGCAAUGACGCUCUCCUGCUCGGCGCUCCGCUGCUCAGCAGCAGCUGCUCGCCCACUGGCCAAGCUGGCAAAGCAAUCUGCCUCAUCGCGGGCACUGGAUCCAUUGGCUUCGCCCUAGGUGCCGCUCAGCACGACGGAUCUAAUGACUGCGAAGACCGCGCCCGCGAAUGCCUCGCUUGCGGCUCCAAUCAUCCCGUAUCCUGCCAGUCAUGCCGCCUCGACAUGAUCCCUGACGAGCUCGCAAUGGCAGCAUCACUCCCCCAGGCAAAGAUCAAGACGCCCAAUGACCUUACCACUCUCGCGCAAGCUGGCGGAUGGGGCUGGCUACUCGGGGAUGAAGGGUCAGGUUACCAUGUCGGUCUCUCUGCUCUACGUCUCCUGCUGCGCAACGAGGAAGAAAGGGCAAGGAGCAGUGAAUCUGCUUCACGUCGACAUCAGAACAAGACCGACCUUGCGCCAUCACCCUUAGCCUCUCUCUUUGAGCGCCAGGCCUGCGCUAUACUCGGUGUAGCAUCAGUUGAGCAGCUAGUACAAGCCACGUACGCUUACCCCUUGGACUCCUUCAAGCAUUGGGUCGCUAGGCUUUGCCCUCUCGUCUUUGCUUGGGCCUUCCCCACGAAGGGCGAAGGAGGCAGUCCCUCUGUCACCAUCGACGAAAAGGAAGACGACGGUUCGCACCGUCUCGCUCGGACCCUGGUAGAAGAGUCGGCCAAUCAUCUUGCUGAUCUCGGAGAUAAGCUUUUCGCCUCUGCCAGCAACGAAGAGGACAAUGAGGUCCCAUCAGGUUGGACCCUCAUCCUCGCUGGCGGACUCUUUGCCAACUCGAAGCCCUUUGUCGAUCUUCUGCUCGAAACUUGGCGGCGCAAGAGGUGCGAAGAUCGAGCCGGUCAAAAUCUCUUCGCCUCGAUCAGGGUGCUCGACCGCCCAGCCAAGGAGGGAGCCAAGGCGCUUGCCGCGCUUGCUAUAGAGGAGGGGGUAAUGGCCCGUGAAGCGGAUGAGGUUCUCAAUUGUUGCAGUGAGCUACCUCACGGCCUCUCUGGGCUAAUGGGCUAGCACAGACAAGGAGGCGGCGACGUCACGGGCGCGAGCCGAUGACGACUGGGCUCUUGAACGCGUAUCCUCGUCACGGCCCCGUCUCUACGCUACCAGGCUGGUCGCAGCGCCUCCUAUUUUUCUCUAGCUUGGCAUCCUCUUGAUCUUCUCACUACGCUAUCUCCUCUGUCGCCACGCC